Messenger RNA from Grosmannia clavigera kw1407, 4698 nucleotides. Its product is annotated as vacuolar protein sorting protein. Bases 1 to 4698 code for a protein of 1565 amino acids. Gene Ontology annotation, cellular component: HOPS complex; endosome. The record is from RefSeq and is a predicted model, not a curated record. Lineage: Eukaryota; Fungi; Ascomycota; Sordariomycetes; Ophiostomatales; Ophiostomataceae. Gene Ontology annotation, molecular function: protein-macromolecule adaptor activity; ATP binding; protein binding. The transcript is spliced from 5 exons. Gene Ontology annotation, biological process: vesicle-mediated transport; mismatch repair; organelle fusion.
AUGGCCAUCCAGCGCCUGCCAGGGGAUGUGGUCGUGCAGAUCGAGGCCUCCCUUAUCGUGACUUCUCUGAACGGCACCGUCUGCGGCCUGCUGUGCAACGCUCUCGAUGCUGGCGCCUCCAACGUGAACAUCUCCGUGCAUUACAGCCAUGGCAGUUGCGUGGUCGAGGAUGACGGCAUCGGAAUCCCACCGCCUGCGUUUCGUCCUGACGGUGGCCUCGGACAGCUGCACCACACAUCCAAGCAUCCGCGCAGCAUCUGUCUGCACGGUCGCCACGGAUCCUUUCUGGCCUCGGUCGCCUCGCUCUCACUGCUGUCGGUCGUCUCGCGCUGCCGCGGCCGUGCGUCUCCCAGCGCGCUGACCAUGCACAAUGCAACGGUCCUGCGGCGGCACGUUCCUGCUCCGCCAGAGCAGCACGCAUGCCCUGCGCCACAUGGCACCCGUGUUGCCGUGCACGAUCUCUUUGGCUGCAUGCCGGUGCGUCUACAUCUGCGGCCGGCCUCUGCUUUCGCUGCCUGGAGCCGCGACUGGGACGAGCUCGUGCGCUCGGUCACCGCUCUUCUUCUGGCAUGGCCACACGAUCUAGUCGUUCGUCUCCGAGCUGAAAGUGGGACUGGUCACGGCCGCCUUCCUGCCGUCACCCUCCGUGCUGCGGCACCACCUGCUGCCGAGCAUCCCGCCAUAGCACGGACGACAACACUGCUGGCACAGGCAGGGCUUUGCGAUACGGCCAGUGCGGCGUCGUGGGUCCGCGUCGGCUCGUCCAUUCCCGGUAUCACAGUCAGUGGCUGUGUUUGCUUGACGCCGUCUGCUUCCAAGCGUGUCCAGUUCAUCAGAAUAGGCGUCGAGCCGCUCUCGGAGAGGCACCAUGCAGAUCUGCUUUACGACGAAAUAAACAAGCUGUUCGCCGACUCGCUCUUUGCCCUGGUGGCGGCGGUACAACGGCCGACAGCUGCGCGAAGAGGAGUUGAUCGGUGGCCGAUGUUCAUCAUUGGCAUAGACCUGACCGAGUCGGCCCCAGUAGAAGUUGAUGAUGUUCUCGACGACAGACGGCAGCAUCUGGCGCUUGUCCGAUCCCUGCUUCGGACGAUGAUUGUCCAGUUUCUGAAGAAGCAUAAUUUGUACAGGCGGACCACUCUGCUCUGCGAGGACACUUCUUCUGUUGGCAGCCCCAGCAUAACUGGCCCCCCUGCUAAGAAACGGAAAACAACCAGAAUGUUGCAACGACACUCGCCCUUCCGGUCCUGGCCAAAGGUCAAGGCGACGCGGCCUGGAGCUGAAAGAAACAGAUCAAAGGACGGCACACUGAUUUCAGGCGCAGAGCUGGAAAGCGCGCAGCCUGCCACCCUCUCGUCGCCCAAGACUACAAGCAAGUUCUUUGGUGGCGCAAUCAGUACAAAACUCGAUGAAGGGUGUCGAGCCAGUGGCACAGCCGAAUGGGACGGCAACUCCUUCUCGAGCGGUAGCAUCCGCAUAUCGAGAGAGAGCCUCGCUGCUGCCAAGGUCAUCGGCCAGGUGGACCAAAAGUUCAUCCUUGUCAAAGUCCCGGCUCUUGAUGGAAACCCCGACCCUUUAGGUAGUAGAGAGAAGGGCGAGGUUCUGGUUCUUAUUGACCAGCAUGCCGCAGACGAGCGUUGCCGCAUUGAGGCUCUGCUCACGGAGUAUUUUGUAUACACGCCGGGUGAAGAGAGCGUGUUGGAAGCCCGGACAACUGCGUUGGAACAGACGCUGCAGUUCGAGCUUGACGCCCAUGAGCGGCCUCUUCUAGAACGGCUGCAAAGCCAUUUCCACUUCUGGGGCGUGGUGUAUACUCUGGCUACCGCGGACAGAGACGACGUGGUGGCGCUGCGGUGGAAGUCGUUUGACUUCUUCGAUGUCAGCCAAGCGAAACCCGGCGAAGACAAGACAGACGUCGUGUUUGAGGGCAACGAGAUAUCGAGCGUCUGCUCCGGAUCAGAAAGUCUGUUUCUUGGCAGCUACGACGGAUAUGUGCGCAUUGUGGGACCGAGCUGGAAGGUGGUGCGGAGCUUCCUCGCACACGAGGCGGGAAGCAUCACACAAAUGCGGCAGGUGGAGGGAACGAGUCUGCUCGUGACAGUGGCAGAGGACAUGAGCACGGAGCCGGUGCUCAAGGUGUGGGCGCUGGACAAACCGGUGAAGAAGACGGGGGUGCCGACGUGUCUGAGCACGAUUGAGGUCAACAACGGCAAGAAGCAGUUUCCGAUCUCGGCGUUCACGGCGACGGCCGACCUCUCGCAGCUGGCUGUCGGGUUUGCCAACGGGGCGGUGACGCUGAUUCGAGGCGAUCUGGUCAACGACACGGGCACGCGACAGCGCAUCAUCUACGAGUCAGAGGAGCCGGUGACAGGAGUGGAGCUGUACGUGGACGACAAGUUCACGACGACACUGUUCAUCGCGACGACGGCACGGAUCCUCAAGCUGCCAAUCCUGGCCAAGGGCAAGGCGCAGGCGGCCAAGACGGUCGAGGAUGCCGGCUGCGGCGUGGGCUGCAUGACAGUCGACCCGCGGACGGGCGACAUUGUGGUGGCGCGAGACGACGCGAUCUACUCGUACUCGCUCGAGGGCCGGGGGGCGCCGCGGGCGUACGACGGACCGAAGAGCCUGGUGGUGGUGUACGGCGACUACGUCGCGCUGGUGUCGCCGGGCAGCAGCGGAUCCAACAGCAACGGCGGACAGCAGCGGCGACGGCUGGGCGGAACAUCGACGUCGGCGGACGCGCUCUUCAGCACGACGACCCUGUCGGUGCUGGAGACGGACCUCAAGGUGGUGGCACACGCGGAGACGCUGCUGUCGCCGGUGCGCAGCGUGCUUGCGAUCUGGGGCCGGCUCUGCGUGCUCACACAGGACGGCCGGGUGCGGCAGUAUGCGGAGAAGACGCUGGCACAGCGGCUCGACAUGCUCUACCAGCGCAACCUGUACCACCUCGCGAUCGAGCUGGCGCGCAAGUGCGGGCUGGACGAGGCGGAGCAAAACGUGAUCUUCCGGCGGUUCGGCGACUACCUUUACCGCAAGGGCAGCUACGACGAGGCGAUGGCGCAGUACAUCCGGGCGAUCGACAGCACGGAGCCGUCGCUGGUGAUCCGCAAGUUCCUAGACACGCAGCGGAUCCACAACCUGAUUGAGUACCUGGAGCAGCUGCACGAGCACGGGCGGGCAACGGCGGACCACACGACGCUGCUGCUCAACUGCUACGCGAUGCUGAAGGACAUCGACAAGUUGGAACGGUUCAUCAAGUCGCCGGGCGACCUCAAGUUCGACCUGGACACGGCCAUCUCGGUGUGUCGGCAGGGCGGGUACUACGAGCAGGCGGUGUACCUGGCGAAGCAGCACGGGGAGAACGAGCUGGUUGUGGACAUUCUGGUGGAGGACGCGAAGAAGUAUGACGAGGCGUUGGCCUUUAUCGGGCAUCUGGAUCCGAAGACGACACAUGCAUCGCUGAUGAAGUAUGCCCGGGUGCUCAUCGAGAACUGCCCCCAAGAUACGACACAGCUGUUUAUCGACUACUACACGGACAGCUACAAGCCCAAGGCCGAGGAGGAGGUGUUGCUGGGCGGAGCGAGCAUGACGUACAAGGCGCCGGCGCCACGGACAGCGUUUUCGUCGUUUAUCGAUCACGCGGACGAGUUUAUCGUGUUUCUGGAGGCGUGUCUGAAGGCGCCGUCGGUGUCGUCGGCGGACCGGACAGACCUCAAGACGACGCUGUUUGAGAUGUACCUGAGCAAGGCGUCGGACAAGAAGCAGCAGGGCGUACAGGAGCGGGAGGGCUGGGAGGCCAAGGCGAAGGGGCUGAUUGUGGAGGGUGGGAGAGCCGGAGCCGGAGCCGGAGCCGGAUCGGGGUCGCACGAAGACAGCGGGCUCGAGUCGGAGCUGGAGUCGGAGCCGAUCGAGCCGGCCAACGUGCUGCUGCUAUCGCAUCUGUCGGGAUUCCGGGAGGGGACGACGCUGAUGAAGGAGCAGGCAGGCCUGCUGUUCGACAUCUUCCGAUCGUACACGGCAGCACAAGACACGCGAGGGGCGCUGCGAGCGCUGCACCGGUACGGGCCCGAGGAGCCGCAGCUGUACACGGCGGCGCUGUCGUACCUGACAUCGAGCGGGCGGGUGCUGGAGGAGGCCGGACCGGCCGAGCUGACGGCGGUGCUGCAACGAAUUCAUCGGGACGGGCUGAUGGCGCCGCUGCAGGUGGUGCAGACGCUGAGCCAGAACACGGUGGCGACGAUGGGGAUGUUGAAGCCGUACCUGCAGGAGACGAUUGAGCGAGAGCGGCGCGAAAUUGCGGCGAACCGGCGACGGGUGGCGGCGUUCCGGUCGGAGACGGACCAGCGACGCGCCGAGCUGGCCGAGCUGGCGGCCAAGCCGGCCGUGUUCCAGGCGACGCGCUGCAGCCAGUGCGCGCUGCCGCUGGAGCUGCCAGUGGUGCACUUUCUCUGCAAGCACUCCUUCCAUCAGCGCUGUCUGGACGGUGGAGGUGGUGGAGGGGGGGUGGAAGGGGACGACGAUGACGACGUCGAGUGUCCGCUGUGUGGACAGGACAAUGCGACAGUGCGGGCGAUCCGGCGGCAGCAGGAGGAGUAUGCGACGCGGCACGACGUGUUUCAGGCAGAGCUGGCCAACAGCGAGGAUCGGUUCGGGACGGUGGCGGACUGGUUCCAGAGGGGAGUGAUGAGGAUGGGAGAGUAG